Cucurbita maxima (winter squash) is the source of this 2556-nucleotide messenger RNA. RefSeq names its product major facilitator superfamily domain-containing protein 12-like. The coding region runs from base 659 to 2032 and encodes 457 amino acids. Gene Ontology annotation, molecular function: symporter activity. Gene Ontology annotation, biological process: carbohydrate transport. The transcript is spliced from 15 exons. Lineage: Eukaryota; Viridiplantae; Streptophyta; Magnoliopsida; Cucurbitales; Cucurbitaceae. The record is from RefSeq and is a predicted model, not a curated record. Gene Ontology annotation, cellular component: membrane.
UCCGUGGUCCAAGGAACCCGCCAUCCUCUGUUGAAGAGAUUAGAUGAAUCCCAAUUUUCGGAACCAUUAAAUAUGAAAAUGAUUCCUCGCCGCAAAUGUUAGUGAUAACGGAAGAUCAAAGCCACCACGAUGGUGCCACGAUGGACCAGUCCCAAUCUCAGCUCAAGGCUCAAGACUUUCAAAGCCACAAAUGAAGAUUUGUAAUGGAUUUAACCUGUUUCAGUUUCUGAUGAACACCACAUCAUCAAAGCUCUUCCACGCGUCUCGGCGGACAGUGGGAGCGGAAGAGGAAGAAGUGUGAUGACGGUCGUAAAAUAGGGCAGAUGAAGAAAGAGAGCAAACUCGGUGUUUGAUGAUAAAUUCGAGGCUGAUUCUUGUUCUCUGUAGAUUUCUUUUUGUAUCCACUUCUCCAGAAUUCCAAACAUAGCCUUGACCUAGGAUGUGUUGUGUAAAUGCUUUCCUCUUUUGGCUAUAAUCCACAGUUGGAGGGGCUUCAGCUCGGCCUAUCUUCCACGGGCGUUUGAUUCCUUGCUUGUUCUAUAUCAUAGGCUGAAGGUGACAUAUGAAAAAGAAAAGGAAGUAAAAGAAAAGACAACAUAUUGGGGACGGCUGCUGUGGACUAUAGCAGGAAACCAAGUUUGGUAUUGUCAUUUCCAUCAUGAGUAAUCAUGAUGAAAGUUUUGUGUCACUUGCUCAACCCAUUGGAAGAUGGUCGAUAUUCUGUUUCGGUCUGGGGCAUAUGCUCAAUGACAUUACUGCUGCCUGCUGGUUUACGUAUCUGUUACUUUUCUUGACAGAUAUUGGAUUAUCUCCGGGGAAUGCUGCUACAGUUAUGCUUUCGGGUCAAGUAGCUGAUGGGUUAACAACAAUUGUUGCUGGUGAAUUGAUAGACCGGUUCGGACGUUUCAAAAUAUGGCAUGGUGCAGGAUCUAUGUUGGUGGCAGUUUCAUUUUCUUCUGUUUUUGGUGGUUGCAUACCGUGCAUAUUCUAUUCUCGAAGUUCAUCAACAUUGCGAACUGUAGGCUACAGCUUUUUUGCGGCAAUCUUUAAUGUUGGUUGGGCAGCCACUCAGGUUUCACAUAUGUCUAUGAUAAAUUGUAUGACACUGAAUUCAACCAGUAGAGUGGCAUUGGCUAGUUGCCGCAAUGCUUUUAAUAUGGUUGCAAAUCUUAGCCUGUAUGCAGUGGCUUUGUUAGUGUUUAGUAUCUCGAAGGCAAAAUCUCAUGUAGAUAUUGAACAUCAGUACCGAAUGAUAGCAUAUAUUUCAAUUUUCAUUGGCUGCUGCUUUGUGGUCGUAUUUCUAGUUGGGACCAAGGAGCCAAGUUUGAAGGUUGCUGUACAUGGAAAUCGGCAUGCAAGGAUUUCGUGGUCAUAUUGGUUCAAGAAAGUUUUAUAUUAUCAAGUUGCUCUUGCUUACGUACUUACGAGACUGAUUAUCAAUGUUUCACAGGCAUUUCUGGCAUAUUAUGUUAUUAACGAUCUGCAUAUGGCGCAGUCAGCUACAGCUUUGGUUCCUGCAAUAAUCUACGUCUUCAGCUUCAUCGUAUCUGUAACUCUUCAGGAGGUUGUUUGGACUGGCCAACGCCUGAAGCUCUACUAUUCUGCUGGAGGCAUUAUCUGGAUGUUUUGUGGUGCGGUGAUUCUCAUUUUACCCACAAGCAUGAGUGCUUUUAUGUACGUCGUGUCCUUUGUUAUUGGUGUAGCAAAUGCUUUAAUGGUGGUGACUGGAGUAAGCAUGCAAACUGUUCUAGUUGGAAGGGAUCUGAAUGGCUGUGCAUUUGUGUGCGGUUCAUUGAGCUUCCUUGACAAAAUUCUAUGUGGGCUGGCACUAUACUUUCUGGAAUCAUUUCAGAGUAACACCGCGUUACACAUUUCGAAAUACAAUCCUCUCAAUUCCACCUAUAUUUCGGUUACGAGAUAUGGUUUAGGACUUGUGCCAGCAGUUUGUGCAUUCCUUGGAGUAGCAGUUACAAUGAGCAUGGACCUUCAUGCCCCUUACGCCAAAUACCUGAUCGAAUCGCUACUGGAAUAAUGGUAGAAACGUCAGCCUUCAAUCGGAAGAUCUGUAAAUAGACCAAUUCCAUUCCACUAAUGUCAUCAUCAAUUCAACAACAUUCCUUUCGUGAUCAAGGUGAUCAUUCCACUGGUAUAUAUCACAGGUAUCGAAUUAUCAUUAUGUUCAAGGAGUUACUAGUCCAGUUUAUGGAUUGUUCAUCUGCUCGUCCCCAAGGGCCUUCUAAGCCUAGCUUUAAUUUUUACUUGAUAAUACUAAUUGUUUAUCAUUUGUUCAAAGAGCUACUCAUCCAGCAUAUUUCAGAUUGGCUUUGGGAGGAAACAAUUUCAUGAACUAUUCAUAAGGACAAUCUGGGUUGAUUUGUAGCGUUGAACACUAUCUAGUAAGCAACAGAAACUGUAUGUUUUAUCUUUUAUCCCUUAUUCUAUUUCAACAUUAUAACUAUAAGCAUUUGUCUAGUCUUUCAUGUGUUGCCAACAUCGAUUUUGAUGACAUUAUGGGAAAAUAUGUUGAAUUUUGAUGGAUCUAUUCAAAUAUGUUCU